Messenger RNA from Paramormyrops kingsleyae, 1524 nucleotides. RefSeq names its product cdc42 effector protein 3. NCBI's taxonomy places the organism in Eukaryota, Metazoa, Chordata, Actinopteri, Osteoglossiformes, Mormyridae. Gene Ontology annotation, biological process: Rho protein signal transduction; positive regulation of actin filament polymerization; regulation of cell shape. Gene Ontology annotation, cellular component: cytoskeleton; plasma membrane; cytoplasm. The record is from RefSeq and is a predicted model, not a curated record. Gene Ontology annotation, molecular function: small GTPase binding.
AAUCAACGGGAAGGGAAACCUCACCUGGUUCAGGUGGCUCGAGUGUCACCUGUGCACACCUGCGCCCGUGUCAUCUGAACUUCCGCGAGUUCGCAUACCUGGCAAGGAGCCAGAAUUUUCAUUUAGGGUGGGAAAAAUAACUGACGAACACUGGACAGGCCGGUCCAUAAGGGCACAAAGCAGACGCAGCCUCCAGCGGCCAACGAGCGUGAAGAAGGACACUGCAGUAGACAGGGACUGCCGCCGCAAUCGCGGAGCUAAGAUUUCGGUUACUUCCGACAAGUCCCAUCAAGGCAAGAACAAGGUUCCUGGCAUCGACAGGUACUGAGGAACCUGGCAAGACUCGCACAGGACCGACGGCUUCCCUGGCAACGUCCGCAUUCUGAAAGGCUCGACGAGCGAAGUCUCAGGAUGCCCCUAAAGCCUGCAGCAAGCCUGCAGCAAGACCGGGGCUUCCCGGUGAACCGGUGGCCCUCUUGGUCCCAGAGGCACCGGGGCUCACUGUCCGUCAACAUGAUCAGCCUGCCGCUGGGCGACUUCCGCCACCUGUCACACAUCGGGGGCAAGGACCACCAGGACAAUUUCGGCGAUCUCUCCUUCCUGCGGUCGGGUCAUAACCUACUUCUGCAGUCCUCAAAGAGUGAGCAGAACCUGCUCCUGGCCUGUGCCCCGCCACCCAAGCCCCCCCGCCUGAAUCUGGAGUCUCCCGAAACACAAGGCCCCCCCGACUGGAACGUCAGGAGCCAGUAUUCGCAGCGACGCAAGAUGUGCAGUUCCCUGCCACUGCUGGACAGUGAGGAAGGGGAAGAGCCAGCCUCAGAGGAGGCUGAGGUUGGGGGUAGCACCGGGCGGGACAGCACCAGGCGGGACAGCACUGGCCAAGGCAGCGUCAGCUCUGGGGGGGACGAAGACUCAUUUCCAGCUAAAAUGGAAGAAGUUCUGCCAGAAGAGGACGAUUCCAUCUUCUCCCUGGACCUGGGCCCAUCCAUCCUAGAUGAUGUCCUCAGGGUGAUGGACAGGUUCCACUAAUGAGUCAAGGAGCCCCAAACUUCUCAUCCACCAUCACCAGGGGUCCUGCAAGUAAUGACUGCUGACGUGAGCACUGUUAGCAACAUGCUAACACAAGCCAUGAUGAGAUGGGUUUCUGCUAAAGUCUGCCGUGCUGUCAUGUGACGAGGCAUGAAGGCGCAAUGACGAUGAUCCUUCUCGUGGAUUUACGUGAAGGUCGGGUGACCCGCUGUAAGGGACCUACCAUCGCUUUGAACAUUUCCUUCAGCAGAAAGCACUGUUCUGGGCUGGAGUGACACACCCGCAUUUCUGCACAGGCUAACGGCUAAACAAGAAGACAUGGAAGCUCUUCUGGCCCAGUUGCAGAUCACCAUACAUUCCAAGCUUCAGUCUGACAGUUUAGACUGACGCCUUUAUCCCUUGGUUGUGCACACAAAAGCUUCAUAUUUAUAGUAAAGGCGGGACUGUGUAACACGCCCCAAUAAAAAAGCCUUGAACAUCAAAGCAGUUUGAAAA